AGCACCGUCCAACCAAUGCUCCCUCCAGCUACACUUUUUUUGCUCAUUUCAAUUGCAGUUUGGCACGUCCAAUGUCAACCCCGUUGUCCUGGAUUUGUUAAUAAAACCGCUGACGACUAUCUGAAAUGCAAAGCUUCGAACAAAGUUAUUCUCGCAGUUUCCAACAAAAGCGACGCACCAAUCUACGAAACGUUUACUAUAAAAUCUUAUUACGAAUCGGAAACUCCAUUCAGCGAUGACGAUAUGAAUAAUCUUCCGGAAAAGGUUGCUACAAGUGCCGUCACUUCAGUUCUUCCUGAGCACACGUCUGAAAAAAAUAUUACGCGUCUCGUCAAACAAGCCCUGCGUGAGGGUUAUGGGGAAUUCAUCGAAAUUGCCGAGAUUCCCAAGCACUCAAGAAGAACUGUCUUUCAGCUUGUCGUCAUUUGCAAAACUAUCCGUUUCCACUUUUCCGAAAUUUUCCUGAAUGACGAAAUGCUGUAAAAGUAGAAAUAUUGAUGAUGAACAGUCAUGUUGCAUAAAAAUGAUUUUUUAAAUUGUCUUGUUUGUUUUUUUGUUUCUAUUUUGAUUAAAAAAUUAUAAAAACUCAA
Molecule: messenger RNA, 590 nt
Organism: Caenorhabditis elegans
Lineage: Eukaryota; Metazoa; Nematoda; Chromadorea; Rhabditida; Rhabditidae
Gene: C47F8.7
Exons: 3
Coding region: 16-483 (155 amino acids)
Source: RefSeq, marked reviewed